AUGGAGCAGCAUACACUUCCUGAUGGACAGGUGAUAAACAUUGGGCGAGAGAGAUACUCUGUUGGUGAAGCUAUGUUUCAGCCAUAUAUAUUGGGACUCCAGGAGCAUGGAAUCGUUGAACAGCUUGUCCGGAUUAUCUCCACAGUAUCAUCUGAGAACCAUAGGCAACUCUUGGAGAACACUGUACUUUGUGGUGGUACAACCUCAACGACAUGUACUAAUAACUUUGUUACAAUCUCACGUUUUGAUAUUGCUUGGAGAAAAAAACUUAAAGAGGUUGUGGUGUAUUCGUCAUUGGCAGGAUUCGAAAGCAGGUUUCAGAAAGAGGCAAACUUGUGCUCAUCUGCUAUAAGGCCAAUGCUGGUGAAACCACCGGAAUAUAUGCCGGAGAACUUGGGAUUGUACUCGGCUUGGGUAGGAGGAGCAAUACUAGCCAAGGUGGUGUUUCGACAGAAUCAGCAUGUUACUAAAGCUAACUACGACGAGACUGGACCAUCCGUGGUUCACCGGAAAUGUUUCUGA
Molecule: messenger RNA, 522 nt
Organism: Eruca vesicaria subsp. sativa (arugula)
Lineage: Eukaryota; Viridiplantae; Streptophyta; Magnoliopsida; Brassicales; Brassicaceae
Source: the annotation of a GenBank genome assembly